Messenger RNA from Parnassius apollo (apollo), 1623 nucleotides. The record is from the annotation of a GenBank genome assembly. NCBI's taxonomy places the organism in Eukaryota, Metazoa, Arthropoda, Insecta, Lepidoptera, Papilionidae.
AUGGAGGAAACGAAAGUUAUUUACUACAUAGACGAUGAGGAGACGCCGUAUUUAGUUAAAAUACCGAUAUCGCCCGAAAAAGUGACGUUAUUGGACUUUAAAAAUCAAUUGAACAGACCUAACUAUAAAUUCUUUUUUAAAUCGAUGGAUGAUGAUUUUGGUGUUGUGAAAGAAGAGAUUGUGGACGAUAACGCUCAUCUUCCGUGCUUUAAUGGUCGUGUGGUGUCGUGGCUAGUCUCCGCGGAAGGAUCCAACCCUUCAGACGGGGCUUCACAGUGUACCGACAGUAAUGCUGGUAAAGGUAAACCAAACCCUCAUGGAGCCCCUACCGUGCCGCUCACUCGUGAUACCUGUACUGAUACUGACAGCACGAUAAGCUCUCGACCUGGACAUCGUGCGUCCUGUGACAAAUACAAGUACAGAGGGCUCAGAAUAAAUGGGCAUUCAAAGUACGGUAAUCAUGGCCUGGAAUACGAAACAGCCUCUGUUCUUAGCUCAGAUCUGGACUCCACGAGUCUCUUUGACAGUCAGUCUGAGAUCACAACAACAACUGGUCGCCAUACGAAUGCUUCAGUGGAUCGCGCACUCACAGAAUGCAGUAGUGUUUCCCACCUUCAGGUCAGUUCGAGGAAGCGGCCUCAGCGAAGACGAAAAAGGCCACAAGUAAUGUCACGAACUUCCUCAUAUUCAUCCAUAACUGACUCUACAAUGUCUAUGCAUAUAAUCACUGUAACUUUGAACAUGGAUACUGUAAAUUUCCUUGGGAUAUCUAUAGUGGGGCAGUCAAAUAAGGGUGGUGAUGGUGGAAUCUAUGUAGGGAGCAUUAUGAAAGGUGGUGCUGUUGCCCUGGAUGGCAGAAUAGAACCUGGGGAUAUGAUAUUACAGGUGAAUGACGUUAACUUUGAAGACAUGACCAACGAUGAAGCUGUGAGAGUGCUGCGUGAAGUGGUCCAGAAGCCAGGCCCCAUUAAAUUGGUUGUUGCCAAGUGCUGGGACCCCAACCCUAAAGGGUAUUUCACCAUACCCAGAACAGAACCAGUUAGGCCUAUUGAUCCUGGUGCAUGGGUGGCGCACACGCAGGCUCUGCGUGAGGCGUAUCCGCCUCCCAGCAGCGCGGGGGGCGGAGUCCCCACUUCAGAGCCGGGGGCUCCCGAGCCGCCGCAGCUCUCCGUCGCCAUGGACAUGGCGCUCGUCGUGCGCGCCAUGCUGCGACCUGACAGCGGUCUGGAGAUCAGGGACCGGAUGUGGCUAAAGAUCACGAUCCCCAACGCGUUCAUCGGUGCGGACGUGGUGGACUGGAUCCUGCAGCACGUGGCAGGCAUAGCAGACAGGCGAGACGCGCGCAAGUACGCCUCGCACAUGCUCAAGUGCUGUUACCUACCUAAACGACUCAGUGCUACUACGUGGCUGGCGAACUGGGUGGUGGGGGGGGAGCUGUGCGGCGAGCUGGCCGCGCUGCGCCUGCGCGACGGGGACAGCCUCGCCGGCGACACGCUGGCGCCGCUGCCUAACCCCAACAUGAUGGGACCUGGUUACAUGCCAUAUGCAGGCUCGUAUGGCUACCAGCCCAUCCCGUUCAAGUACACCUCGUGUGUUACCAGCGAACAGACCAUCUACGGGUAA